UGUCCCCUCCCUUUGCCCUAGAGCCGAGGCCUUGUCUGGGCCCUGCAUUGAGCUGGCUUUCUGCCGAUGGCUCCGGAGGUGUCCACGCUGCGGGCCGGGGCCCGAGCUGGGGCCGGGGCCAGGUCGCUCCCCCAGCGGGCGCUGAAGCAGUAUUUGCUGCUGUUGCGCCUCUACCCGGUGCUCACCAAGGCGGCCACCAGUGGGAUUCUGUCAGCAUUUGGGAACUUCCUGUCCCAGAUCAUUGAGAGAGUCCGGAAAAAGGGAAGAUGGUUUCAAAAUUUGGACCUCAGAGGGCCUCUCAGAUAUGCUAUUUUUGGCUUCUUCUUCUCAGGGCCUCUCAGUCACUACUUCUACCUGUACCUGGACCACUGGAUCCCUGCUGCUGUCUCCUUUUCAGGAGUCAAGAGGCUCCUAGUGGACCGGCUUGUUUUUGGCCCAGCCUUCCUGUUCUUCUUCUUCUUCUGCAUGAACCUUCUUGAGGGAAAAGACAUGGCAGCCUUCUUUGCAAAGGUGAAAACAGGUUACUGGUCUGCUCUACAAAUGAACUGGAAAGUAUGGACUCCAAUUCAGUUUAUUAACAUUAACUAUAUCCCUCUACAGUUCCGGGUGCUGUUUGCCAACAUAGUGGCUCUCUUCUGGUAUACCUACUUGGCUUCUCUUGGGAAGUGAAGAUGGCUCGGAAAACACAGCGGGUUUCUGACAGAACCUUGGCCUGGAGGGCCUGGGGACAGGCCGUGGCUCAUCCUGACAGGGUUUACUGUUGAAUUGCCUUCCAAGGGCUUCAUCGAAGUAUUAAUGACUAUAUAUGAUUCCACAUGAUCCAGAAAUAUGGGUGUGACAAUCAAAAUCGGUUGACAUGGAACCUUGUGCCCAAGAUAGGCAAUGGGUCUUUUUGAAUGGGUGCUAUUCUUUAAAUGGAAAUUUUAGCAUUCUAAGAAUCAUCAGUGUUCAGGAGUAAAUUUGGGAUAAAUCUAAAUUAAAAUAAACUCUAAUAUCACUUCA
This is a messenger RNA of Antechinus flavipes (yellow-footed antechinus), 1002 nucleotides long. It is a transcript of the gene PXMP2, whose product is annotated as peroxisomal membrane protein 2. The record is from RefSeq and is a predicted model, not a curated record. NCBI's taxonomy places the organism in Eukaryota, Metazoa, Chordata, Mammalia, Dasyuromorphia, Dasyuridae. Gene Ontology annotation, cellular component: cytoplasm; membrane. The transcript is spliced from 5 exons. Bases 67 to 669 code for a protein of 200 amino acids.